UUAUAUAAAAAUAAGAUCUUCAAAUUUUGAUUAAUACUGGUUCAUGUUCUAACUCAAAAUCUUCAGUAAAAAAAAAAUCAAAAUUUUAUCAUUGGCAAUAAGAGCAUUACUGUUUGCUUUCAAUUACAUCUUUUUUGCUGAUUCCAAUUUUAGUAAACCGGAAAUCCCGCGAACUAACCGUUAUUAAUCAUCCUCAUCAAUAAAACCGCCAAAUUAAAAAAAGAAAAUGACCAUGUUCAUUGUAUUAAUGCUCACACUAUCAGCUGACACACCCCCUUUUUUUUUCUUUUUACUCAAAGAUCACAAAUUUUCUGAAUACCCUUUGGGGAUUUAAGCUUGUUGGUUCGAAAUGGAGAGGCAAAUUGUGAUGGAUUCGAGUUCAUCGAGUGAAUUAGUUAGGGAAAUGAUGGAGGUGAUAGAGACGGUUGGAUCCUACGCUGGAUUCAGGGUAACUCAAAGGAAGGAGUGCUUGAAUUUGGUGAGGAGAUUGAAGCUUUUGGUGCCACUUUUGGAGGAGAUAAAGGAGCUUGAUUACUCAGUUUCGGGUUUGGGUUUGGCUUUCAAUUCUCUGCUUAACUUGAAGAAAGCACUGCUUGGAGCAAAGAAGCUGUUGAAGAAUUGUAACUAUGGAAGCAAGAUAUAUUUGGCAAUGGAAAGUGAGGCGGUGAUGUGUAGAUUUCAUGCUGUUUAUCACAAAAUAAACCAGGCGCUUGAUAACAUCCCUUUUGAUAAACUUGGAGUUUCAAUUGAAGUGAAAGAACAAGUUGAGCUAAUGCGAAUGCAACUUAAAAGAGCAAAGAGGAGGACAGAUACACAAGAUAUGGAGUUAGCAAUGGAUAUGAUAGUGAUUUUCUCUAAAAAAGAUGAAAGGAAUGCAGACAUUGCUAUACUUGAAAGGCUGGCAAACAAGCUAGAAUUGCAUACCAUUGCAGAGUUGAAAGCUGAAAAAACAGCUAUAGCAAAACUGGUAAAGCAAAGAGGUGGAUAUAAUGAAACCAUGCACCAAAUUGUAGAUCUCCUGGGAAAGUUCAAGCAAAUUGCAGGGAUUGAUGAAACCGUUUCACUUGAUGGUCCUAUUUCAACUAGAACUGCCCAAACAUGUCAAUCUCCUUUAGUACCUCAUGAAUUUGUCUGCCCAAUUACGUUGGAAAUCAUGACAGAUCCUGUUAUUGUAGCAACUGGACAGACUUAUGAAAGAGACAGCAUUCGGAAGUGGUUAAAUUCCAACCAUCGAACCUGUCCAAAGACUGGACAAACUUUAGAACACUUGUCUCUAGCACCAAACUUCGCACUCCGCAACCUUAUUCUGCAAUGGUGUGAGAAGAACAACCUUGAACUGCCCAAAAAGGAUAAUUAUGCAUCUUCAGUUAAUUAUUCUGCAGAAAUCAUGGAAGAAAUCUCUUCAUUGGUUCUAAACCUAUCUUCUAGUCAGCCAAAUGUGCGUAGAGAUGCCAUUGUGAAGAUCCGUAUGCUCUCGAAAGAGAAUCCGGAGAACAGAAUUUUCAUUGCCAACGAUGGAGGAAUCCCACGUUUAGUUCAGCUAUUAUCUUAUCCAGAUUCCAACAUUCAAGAACACACUGUCACUGCCCUCUUGAACUUAUCAAUUGAUGAGACCAACAAAAGGCUUAUAGCUAGAGAAGGAGCUAUUCCUGCCAUUAUUGAGAUACUGCAAAAUGGAACUGAUGAAGCUAGAGAGAACUCUGCAGCAGCCUUAUUUAGCUUGUCAAUGCUUGAUGAGAACAAAGUUCUUGUAGGGAACUUCAAUGGGAUCCCACCAUUAGUAGCUCUGUUGAAAAACGGGACAAUGAGGGGUAAAAAGGAUGCAGCCACUGCACUUUUUAACUUGUCUUUGAACCAAGCCAACAAGUCCAGAGCCAUUAAAGCUGGCAUUAUACCACCAUUACUUCACUUACUGGAUGACAAAAAUCUGGGUAUGAUUGAUGAAGCACUCUCCAUCUUGUUACUUCUUGCAUCUCAUCCCGAGGGCCGGAACGAAAUCGGUCGAUUGUCAUUCAUCGAAACUCUGGUAGAAAUCAUUAGAAACGGGACCCCCAAGAACAAGGAAUGUGCGGUUUCAGUUCUGCUAGAGUUGGGGUUAAAAAAUUCAUCCCUUAUUUUAGCUGCUCUCCAGUUUGGUGUUUAUGAACCCCUAAGAGAAAUCUCCAUAUCUGGAACAAACAGAGCUCAAAGAAAAGCUAAUUCGUUAUUACAACAUAUGAGUAAGUGUGAACAUAUUCCUUGAACUUCCUCAAAUGGUUCCAAUUGCUAAUAUAUUUUCCCUUGUUUCAGUCUGUCAUUGUAAAAUUUGCAGCUUCACAACGUAUUAGAGAUUGUGAUUUUUGUGUCA
Gossypium raimondii (Peruvian cotton) is the source of this 2347-nucleotide messenger RNA. RefSeq names its product U-box domain-containing protein 15. NCBI's taxonomy places the organism in Eukaryota, Viridiplantae, Streptophyta, Magnoliopsida, Malvales, Malvaceae. Gene Ontology annotation, cellular component: nucleus; cytoplasm. The coding region runs from base 350 to 2242 and encodes 630 amino acids. Gene Ontology annotation, molecular function: ubiquitin-protein transferase activity; protein binding. The record is from RefSeq and is a predicted model, not a curated record. Gene Ontology annotation, biological process: protein ubiquitination; cell surface receptor signaling pathway. The transcript has 4 exons.